AUGCCAGAUACUCAAUCCGCGUGGAAUGCUCCUCGAGAGCCGCAUAACGCCGAUAUGUCGUUAAAGUGCAUGCCCCUCGCGACUUCUGCCGAUCAACACCACAGAAUAUGUGUCCGAAUCGACCAAGAAUCUUCAGGUGAUCCCACAACAAAUUCCAUCACCAAACGCUUUACUACCGUCUCACUCCCCAUCUCUCAUCCCGUGUUUUCAACCAACGCUAUUGAUGUAUUAGCUCCAUUCAGCAGACCCAGCGGAGGCAUUCCCUUACGCACCUUCUCCCCAAGUGAUUCCAUCACCUUUGUUGCGCAUGCCUCUGAAGACAACCUGUCAGCCGAGCAAUUCGAAGUCAUCUGGCAGUUCAAGCUCUUUGCACAAGGCAUACACUGCACUGUUAUCAGUGAAGUGGCCAAGGUAAACAUUUUGACGCUCGAAGGGACUGAAGAAGCACCACGCAAAAUCGUUGGCGAGUAUACUGGAGAAGAGCACUACCUUGGCUGGAAAGAAGAGCAUCUCAAGAAAUUCACUGACGAAUACAUCUGCUUCAGUUUCCUACAAACCAGUGACUGCGUGAAAGACCAUGGUUCUGCGGAUUUUGUGAAUCUUCAGUUGCCCCGAUGGCUCUCAUCCGCAGAAUUGAGCGCCUUCUCUCAGCCUUCGGUCUCCGCACUUGACCGCAGUCUUGAAGAGACCAUCUCUGCCACAAGGAACGGAAAGACAAAGGCCAAGAAGACGUUCAAGUAUGGUAGGAGUUCUGCUAACAAGGGACGCAACGGGAAGGUCUCUCAAUUGACAGAUUCUCACAGUAGGUCAGUCAGCCACCGUCGUGACUGGGCAAGCAAGAACGGGAACUUGAAGCUGUCAUCAAAGAAAGCAGUUCGGCCAAACAACAUUUAUAGCAAGAGCGCCUGGUACCAUGGCAAGACAGGGGCGAGUCAUCGCAAAGAUCAAAACCGUCUCAUCCAAAAACGCUCAGUUUUGCCAUCCGCCAACGCUCAGCUGACCGAAAUCAACCCUUUUCCACAACCUGUCACAUCCCUUCGUGACGCAAAUGGUCUCAGCGCAGCCGUCUGCAAGACCACAAAGCCACAGGGUUGCAUAUCCGCCCAACCCCCAAAUAGAAAGCCCUUGAAUAGGAGUAGCCCACUUACACAAUCGAGUCGCGACUUCAUUGCCCAGAAAAUCGAGCAAAUGUUGUUGAUCCCAUCACAAAAAGAAGCAGUUCUUCAUGUCAUCCGUACGUUUUCUCCGAAAGCAUUCGAGGAACGUCGAAAUGGCAGAUUGAUUGACUAUCGCAACAUGUCUGAUGCUUUAUAUCGACAGUUAGGGCAUCUCGUUGAUGAGUUCUGCCGUGCUACCAUGGCCGCGACUGGUCCUCAACAACAAAGCAACUCUCUCGACAUUGCAGCUACCUCAGCACAGCAGAUACUCACUCCAGAGAUGGUCCAGUUCACGCGUACCAAUCUCCCGAAGUUGCCUCUAGAAAGACAAAAGGAGCUGGCGCAUAUCAUAAAGAAGACGGUGCCUAGCGUGGACGUCUUACCCACCUGGAUUAGCCAUGAACUGCGGCUGGAGGAGAUACCAAUUGAGAACCAGAUCAUGAUGUGGAAGUAUGUCAAGAUGCACCUACCAAAGGAGGAGGAGGAUGACGCAGCAACACACGUUGGCGAAGAAGACGAGAAGAUCGGCCGAGGCGGAGCUGGAGAGGCUGGCACGCGGCUAGGGACAAAUGUGGGAAGCAACUUCGUGAAUGAGGAUGACUUUGAGAUCGAUCUGGAUGUGGACGAGAAUGAUCUCGAUAUUGAUGUCGACUUGGACUACGACAUGGGGGUUGAGUGA
Messenger RNA from Endocarpon pusillum Z07020, 1836 nucleotides. RefSeq lists its product as uncharacterized. The record is from RefSeq and is a predicted model, not a curated record. Bases 1 to 1836 code for a protein of 611 amino acids. The transcript has a single exon. Lineage: Eukaryota; Fungi; Ascomycota; Eurotiomycetes; Verrucariales; Verrucariaceae.